ACUGUAUGCACGCGUUCCGCCACAACGUCCAGGACGUCUUGUCUGGUGCUAGAGGGGAGUCAUGUCGGACGGUAUUCAGAUAACGAUCCCCGACUUCGACGAAGAUGACUACAGCUCGACCCCCAUCUUCGGACGCCCGCAAGGCGGCAGCCUCUGGGGAAACUCGAGCUCAGGACAAGACUCGCCUACCAUCCUGACCCCGUUGGCACUUCCAGAACGUGCGGAGAAGUCUUACUUCCAUGCUCGUGGAGACUCCACUACCUCUGAGGACUCGGUGCAUUCUGUGCAGUACAGCGGUCGGAAAGUCAAGUCGCCAUUCGCGCAUUCCGCACAGGCAUCCUUCACUACCAACAAUACCAGCGGUGGUGGAUCCUCAUUUGCGAAGAAGACCUCCUUUGCCUCGCUCCGGAAUGCGUUCAGCAAGAAGUCCACCGACCCCGUUCCUCCCGUGCCUGUGCUGGAUCACCAGGCUUAUCCCGUUCUCAAAAACCCCUUCAAUCGUUCUACUUCUUCUCUAGGGCAUUUGCCGCCAGUACCUCAUCGUCAUCAGCCAUCGCACGCUAGUCCGCCUCAGUUCCGUCCUCCCACACCAGCGUCCACGGAGUCUAGGACUCGCGGUACGUCGUCCAAGGCCCGGGAGCACGCAUAUGCCCGCUCGCAACAUUCGCAAACCGGUUCUAUAUUCCAUUACUCCGAUGCCGGAAGCGAUUAUGGCGGCGGCUUCGCACCUUCUACGCCACCCCCGUUACCUCGCAAACCAAGCGCCUUCGGGGGUAUGUCUACGCUCGAUGAAUCGCACACGAUUUUCGACAUAGAGGACAAGAUCACUAUGGACCCGCGAACCCCGUCGGACUACGCUCUGCACGCCAUCUUUAUUCGGUUCGCCGCAUCCGGUGAGCAACACAUCGACGAGUUUCUGCGGCAGCCUGUGGAUCGUGACGCCAUCCUCACCGAGUUCAUGGGCCCGGGUGUUGACACCAAGUUGGACGAGCUCUUGACUUCGCUAGGGAAAGUCGCGCAGAAGCACGCGAAACCGGUAGUCGAAUCUGUUAUGCGUUGGCGUAAGUCACAGAACGACGGGGUAGAUGAGAGGCUCGUGCACCACCAUCUCUCACUCCCGUCCGGCAGCGCACGAGUCGCGCGGACGCAAGACAUUGCGUCGAUGCUCGUGGAGCGGAAGUCGCUCGCCUCGAUAUACAUCAUGUGUCGUGCACUGCUGGCUGCAACACAGUCCAUGGCCAAGGAUGCGCUAGGCGAAGCUGUUGGACAAAGCUUGGAGGAACUAACCUUCGAGCAGUUCAAGAGACCCGACGUGAAACUGCUCACUCAGUCUGCCAAUCACCGAAUAAAUGCGGAGCUGUACGCGAGGCUGUUGGGUCAAAUUGCCAAUGUCCGCUUUGAGAGCGUGACAGAUCGUUUCUUGACCGAGCUUAAACCAGUAGCAGCGGGUCUAGUGCCGAAAGACGCGGACUUCAAGUACGAGAACCUUGUCCAGGGUCUCAAGCAUGUGCAGAUAAAGGUGUGGCCGCCCGAAGCUUUCGAAGAAGGUGCAGACUUCAUGGCGUCGUUGUCUAAGUCGUUUGAGAACGCGCACGGCAAUCGUCUCAAGACAUCCUUCGCGGAGACCCUCGUAUAUAUGUUGCAUCCAAUUGCGAAGACUGCUCAGGCGGAGGUCAAUCAUCCAGAAUGGGCGAAAGCGAUUGAAGUCAUCUAUCCGAGAGCACGGGACAUGAUGAGCAAGCCCAGAUACUGGCACGUCGCGUACCCACUGGCGGUCACUGCGCUGUGCGUUGCUCCACAGGACUUCUUCGCCAAGAACUGGAGUACUUGUUUGGAGGCUGGUCUGGGCAAGCUCAAGGAAAGGAUGUAUCGCACACAGGUGCUGAAUGCCGUCGUACGUCUCAUCUGGACGUACCUCUAUCGAUGCCAUGAGCCGGCUUCCACAACAACCUCGAAGCUGGAAACGAUAUUAAGGCACUUCUUCCCUGCAAAUCGGCUCUCCAUCACCCCCCCAGAAGAACACCUGGACCCUUUCGUCUACAUGAUGCACUUCGUACUUUCCCGACACUUCGAGUUCGGCAGCGAGAUGUGCCUCGAGCUACUGCAGGAGCGUAACGUCACAGCACAGGGUGCGAGUCUAUCCACCUCAUUGGCACCCGAACGGAUAGCCAUAGCCUCCCGCGCGGUCUUGCUCUCGUUGCACGUUAUGGAGAGAGAGGAGCCGACCCCAUCUUGGCCGAGCGCUACCGACUUCACGAAGCUGCCGAACCGAGAGGACUACCCGACAUCGUCGGAGCCCUUGCCCUCGACGCUGACGUUGAAAGCGGGCUGGUCGGACUUCCUCGACCAUUGCAGUCUAUGUCUCAAGUUCUUUGCUCUCAGCUGUUUCCAGACUGUAGGGAAGUGGUCUUCCCUCGACGAGCAAUGGUCGGCAACGCGCCUCAGCCCGACGUACGAGGAUGCUCACAGCUUCACGAUCCGGCGACAUCCCGAAGGAUCUGUCGCGUACCCCAACCAAUACGUCCCUCAUAUCAGCAUCCUACAGACGGUGUACCAGUCGUGGCCGCGCUGCCUGCAUUCCUCUUUCGCCGUUGAAGAUGCGUACGACAUGCUUAUACGCGGUAUCGUCCACGUAGAACCAGCAGUGGGCGAGGCUGCUACGCAGGCCUUGCAACGGUUCAUGAAUGACCCCGCGCAGGCAUCUGCCUUACUAUCCCGCUUCUCUGCCUUCCUCUUCGACCCAACACUCAUGUGUACCGAGGGAUCCGGACUCAAGCUGAACAUCGAGAGCUCGCGACUCGUGACGUUGUGGAUCACCUUCGUUGAUCAGUGGAUCUAUCGAAUCAAACAGACACCCACGGAGGAACUCAGUGACGAGGACGUGGAGGCCAUUCUAUCUCGUGUGGACGAGAUCGAAGCAGGAGCUUUGUUCCUUCUGACACACUGCAAGCGUUCCGUUUACAUGAAUGGUGUUAGGGCCGUUCGUCUUCUCCAUAUUCUCCAGGUGCAUUUCCAGUCGAUGUUGGUCUCGCGUUACGACGGUCGCACGCCAACAUCGUUCCAUAUUCUUACGGCGCUUCACGACGAACUAGGUCCAGCUGCAUACCUAGACGCAUACGAGGACAUGAUGGACACCACCGAGACCACACGUUUGGAGCAAUUGAAGAAGGCGCCCCACGGGGAAAUCGCGUUGCGACUGGCCGAGAGCGAUAUGGAGCAGGACCGGAAGAUUUGGAUACAUGUAUUCCCAGCGUUGCUCAGACCUUGCAUGGAGGGCAUGCCUCACGCCCUCGUCACAUUCCGGGAACAGAUCGUUGCUGCGGCGAGCCGGUAUCAUCAAUCUAUCGUGCAGCUGGCGGGAGUGCAGAAUAAGACGCCAUUGAAUCUGCCACCGAGGUCUGCGUCCAGCGGAGACAAGGACACAGCCAAGAUACUCAACGACUACGGACGUGUCAUUCUGCAGUGGCACGCGUGGAUCAAGAUACUGUCUGCGACUGCUCAAGUUUCCGAUGUCAGGCCGACCGUGAACUAUCCGAUACGUGAUCACUCCCGUGCCAGGUCUGAGGCGAACUACGAACGUGAUCAGAUGGUGACCACUCGCGACCUCUUCAAAUAUCUCAGCCAGUUCCUCGAUUCUGAACAUCCCGCCUUCCGCAACAUCGCCGUAUCAUGCAUCAGUUCUUCCCCCGCGCGAGCAUAUUCGCAACUACUCGAGGAUCUGAACAUACUCGCUGCCCGUCAGUUCUACGAUGAGCGACCAAAGACUACGGCGGCGCCCUCCGGAGGAGCACGCGCACGUCGUCAAGAAGGGUUCCAUACAGCUGUGGCAGGCAUCUACUACCUGACGGCUCAUCUGUUGCAGGAGCAACGGUCGUCUGGCAAGCAAACCGUCCUUGCGCAUGUGCUCAAGUACAUCCGGAAUAUGCAGACAUUCCUAGCGGCCCCAGAACAUCGCGAUGUCUUCUCUCUCCAAAGGUUGCGACGUUACUUCUGUGGCACGGUCGAACGAUUGUUCGACGGACUCGCCACGCUCAAUGAUUCAGAUCGUUUCAUCCCGGCCCAUAUGCAUCUGUCUCUGUACAGACUAUGCGAAGAAUGGUGUCAGCUGGGGAAGCAGUCGGAGACUGUUACAAGACGGAUUGUGCUCAUGCAGACCGCUGCCGCGAAGUUCCACAUGGAUCCUACAGACCAAGCAGAGAGCAUCCGAAGCUUCCAGUUGGAAACGCGAGCCUUGUCCAACGCUGCCGUUGGUGCCAUGGCGGCCUUGUGCCACAAAGCCUUCUAUCCUCCUGACCAUACGUCUAUGUCCCCGAUGGAUAAGUACGUGUCGGAUGAUGACUUGAAACCUCUGCAUCCAUCUGCAACCCUCGAUCGCCUGACCGCGAUUCUAGCUUCCUUCCAUGAGCCUAAUCAGGAGGCUGGCAAGAAAGCGCUUCGGUCGCUCUUGGUUCAUGCGCCUCCCGACAAACGCUUAAUGGACGAGGUGCUCGUGAGAGCCUUCGUGACGACCCGACAAUUGGGGACCAGUAACGAGCGCUUCUUUGCCGUCGUGGCGGACGUCAUCAGCGAUCCUGCGGUCGUUCAUGGGUUCAGCUUCAGCCAAGCUGUCUGUCUCGGCCUAUCCAACUUGUGCCACCCGCUCUUGGAGAUCCGCCGACGUGCAUUCGCAAUACUUGAAGGGAUUCACCAGCAGUACUCCGGCCUUAUCCCUCUGAUGCAGUUUGAAGCGGCCAUAUGUAGUGCAUCACCUAGCGCCUACCUCCAAGCUCAUCGCUCCUGUUCCGACACUCUUGCUGGAGAGCAUCCCGAACAGGCACCCUUCGUGCUUGCGCAGUUCUCCGAGUGGAUACCCCGCGUAUUGGAUGCCAACGCUCAAGGCAGCCCCCUUAUUCUCUUGCAAACUCUGGAGCACUGGCUUUCCGACAUCGAACUCGUCGAUGACACCGAGGAGUCUGGGUUAUCGCGAACUGGCCGUUCCGUGGUCUUCCACAUGAUGAAGCUGACCUCCCAAUAUGUCGAGCACUAUGCCGAACAGAUCCUCGUCAUGUGGUCACGACUGGUCGACGAGCCCCAUCAGUACAACGGCCUAGCCGUCGUCAAGUACUUGUUGGAGCUGUCGCCCAAAGUCGGGAACGCACCGUUCAUCAGCUGUUCUGCCAAGGUUAUCGCAUGUCUCGUCCAGAGUGUCAUCGGCAGGGAUAUCUUCGUCAACAUCGCUGGAUGCAUACACCCGACACGAAUGAUACCCGUCUAUGAUCACAAGGUCAAGCAGCUCGACGCCGAAGAGAUCGAAGAGUGGUCCGACUUCGACAUUCUAUUCUCUGGCCAGCCAAGGCUCAAUCUCACUCAAUCUCAAUUCGCCCUCCUGUUCCUCUCGGACGCAACACUCGAUCGUCAUUGGGAUCUGGACCAGCAUAUCUGCCCUUUGCUUCAUGCACUGUUCGUCCACAUCGACGACACGCAGCCCUUGUUGCAGCGACGAUGUCGCCACAUGCUCGUCCAACUCCUCCGUUGUUGCAUUUCGGGCUUCGACGAAGUGGCGGAUCGUUCGCUAUUCCGGACACACUCGGAUCUCAAGGCCGCUUUGCAUCGUAUCGAAGAGGAAGUCGAGGCAGAGCGACGAACGGAUCGACAGAUCUCGACGGACGCUGAUGCUAGAUUGGAGCGGUUGUCAGGCGCAGUCCUAGAUCUCAUCGAACCGCUGCAUCCCGAAGUGCGCAUCGACUGGGGGGCAUGGGCAGUGACAUGGGGCACGGCCUCUGUGAAGCGCGAGAUAGCCCAUCGUUCCCUACAGCUGUAUCGUGCGCUCUCGCCGCCCGUCAGCCCGGCGAACGUCGCGGCUUUCUUGGGACGCCUCUGUAGUUCUAUCGCCGACUCAGAACCUGGGAUCAGCAAAUUCAACGUGGAGAUGAUCGACACCUUGAAGGCUAUGGUGUCCUGGGUCAGUCUUGACUCAACACUAAUCCCUGUGUUGUUCUGGUGCGCCCUGGCUUGCCUGUCGACCACAGUGGAGGAUGAGUUCCUUCAUACGCUCGAGCUGUUGGACGCGUUGUUGGGCAGACUGGACUUGGACGACCCGGAGACCAUGCAGGCUCUCCUCGACCACAAACCGGAGAAUUGGCAAGGCCCCUCAGCCCUGCAGCCAUGCCUGCUUACCGGGCUACGUGCUUCCAGCACAGCAGCUUUGACAUUUAAGUUGCUGGAGCGCCUCUCGAAGGUCAACAAUGGCAGGCUCAUAGAUCCGUCCGAGGGCCGCGUCCGCGAUCUCUAUGUCGUCGCACUGCCUUGCUGUCUGCAAGCCAUGAUCGAUGGCAAACAGGACGUAGAUCUCCAGGAGUUUGCGCUGAGCAUCUGCCGGCUGGCGGAAGAAGAGGCCCGCCCGAGCAUUGUCCGAAUCAUGACUUCUUUCGCCAAGAGUCGGUUCCGUACCAAGGAAGACUUCUUGCGGGAGUCGGUUGCCAGCCUCCGCGAGCAUUAUGGAUCGGAGCACUGGACAAACGUGAUCACACUCCUGAUGGGUCUUGUCCUCAACAAGGAGCAGUGGCUGCGAAUCAGCACGAUGCAGAUCCUGAAGGUCUUGUUUCAACAACGAGAGACGCGGCGACCUGUCGACCUCCUCGGCUCAGAGCUCCUGAUGCCUUUGCUGCGCUUGCUCGAGACCGACCUCGCAUCGCAAGCGUUGGAUGUCCUCGAUGAGCCCAUGCAGAUAUCUGGCGGACCUGCGGCCAAGCACGUCCUGCGCAUGAGCCUGUACACGCAUCUGCGUGCUGACGCCAAGGAGGUCGAGUCGGUUGCAGAGAUCUUCGGCAUUCCACAAGAGUCGGGCUGGUGCGUCCCGCGCUCCGAUGCUCUCCGCAAGACGUGCAAGCAGAACCUAUACGCGCUACGGCUCGUCGUGCAUCCGCAUGAUCCGGACCAACCCCUGUCGCAGACCGAGUAUCCCCAGAUGACUCCGCCUUACGACGAGCAACUGCAUCAAGAAGACGACCUCGGAGAGAUGGUGCAGAAUCUCCACGAGCUCAGCGCGUUCUUCAAGGAGGAACGUUCCGCCGCCCCAGAUGCUAACAGGCAGUUGGAAGCGCGUGUCGCUGCUAUCCUAGCGAAGUCCACAGAUGCUACUGGCGACAUCCCGCAGACACCCUUUGCUGACGUCUUCGACGUCGAUGCUGUCGAGCCAGCCUCGCCAUACGAAGAUUCAGAUGACUCCGAUUACGAUACUAGUUCUGACCUGUUUGAGUUUGACUCUCCUUCCAUCUCUCGCUUCACACUGAACACCUCACAUCACUAUUGACCAGAAGUUUCCCGUUCGUUUGCGCUUGCUUUGUCGCUGCUCGUUCAAUAGAUUGUCGUGCACUGUACUCUACCGCACUCGUAUGUAUUCUUAUGUAUAUAUGCCGCAUUGGGACUUUGGGGACUACAUAUGAUCGCACAAGCACGACUUUGCGUCUUUAGCUCUGACGUUGUGAUCAUUCUCGCCAGUUGGGUAACUGUUGUUGUUUCCCUUGACUACUUAGUCCAUUCGAUGAUAUAUAGGUUUUGUGUGUGC
Molecule: messenger RNA, 7546 nt
Organism: Rhodofomes roseus
Lineage: Eukaryota; Fungi; Basidiomycota; Agaricomycetes; Polyporales; Fomitopsidaceae
Product: cell morphogenesis N-terminal-domain-containing protein
Exons: 9
Coding region: 62-7291 (2409 amino acids)
Biological process (GO): cell morphogenesis
Cellular component (GO): cell cortex; site of polarized growth
Source: RefSeq, a predicted model, not a curated record